Glycine soja is the source of this 879-nucleotide messenger RNA. Its product is annotated as protein MAIN-LIKE 1-like. NCBI's taxonomy places the organism in Eukaryota, Viridiplantae, Streptophyta, Magnoliopsida, Fabales, Fabaceae. The record is from RefSeq and is a predicted model, not a curated record. Bases 1 to 879 code for a protein of 292 amino acids. Gene Ontology annotation, biological process: meristem development; meristem maintenance. The transcript is spliced from 3 exons.
AUGAGUCUUCAUCUUCUCCGUUUCUGCCGCGCUCCUCUGCUCUCCUCCGCGAGUCUUCAUCUUCUCCGUUCGUGGCCGUUUGGAGCUGCAUUUUUCUGCUUCUUCUCUGCCGUUGAGACACCUGAGGAUGUGCCUCAGUUGAAUGAGGAUGUUCCUCAUGUGUCUAACGCUACUCCAGAGAUGACAGGCACCGUCGAUGCUGCAGAUGCAGAGGGAGUGGCUACUGAUGAUAGUGAAGGGUCACCUGCUACUGAUGAGGGAUUCCCUAGUGGGCCACGCGACCCAUCAGUUUUGACUGGCUUUGCUAAGCACGUGGCACAUAGCAUUUGGAGUGGAGAUGAACGACACGAGCUGAAGUUGGUCUCCCAUGGUAGAAAAGUAGAUAAAUUUGGGAGACCAGCGCUUGAGAUAGAAGGCAUGAUUGCGGCAACCGGAUUGAGUCCACUGAUCAUGUGUUCGAUAAUCACCACUGAUCUUGGACUUAUAUCCGCCUUCGUUGAGAGGUGGCAUAGGGAGACCAGCACCUUCCACCUGCCAGUAGGAGAGUUGACGAUCACUCUGGAUGACGUGGCGUCACUCCUACAUAUUCCCAUCACUGGCGCACUGCAAAGCUUCGAGCCACUGGUUACUUCCGACGCAGUCGUGCUGUUGACAGAGCUGCUUGAGGUCAUCCCUGAGGAGGCUAGAGCUGAGACCCAUCAGGCAUCUGGGCCUCAUGUUCGGUUGUCCUGGCUUUGGGAGGUGUACCAGAGCAGGUGUCGGGCCAGACGGUGGGUUGUAGCACUCUUUUCGCUAACAAGAGUGCAACACAUGUUCACGUCAUGCACCUGGAGGCUUUUAGGGACCUGGCCUAGCCAGGGGGAUUCUCUUGGGGAGUAG